This is a messenger RNA of Glycine soja, 2625 nucleotides long. RefSeq lists its product as uncharacterized. Bases 728 to 1519 code for a protein of 263 amino acids. Lineage: Eukaryota; Viridiplantae; Streptophyta; Magnoliopsida; Fabales; Fabaceae. The record is from RefSeq and is a predicted model, not a curated record. The transcript has 5 exons.
UCUUCUUCCAAUAAUGAUUUUUCUGACCACAUUCUUAAAGUCCAAUUAAGUCCCAACUACCAAAACUAACCAAGUAUUUGUGCAUAAUUUAUUUUCUAUUGAAAAAACCCACAUGACUAAUCACAUAAUCAUGUGUGACUAUUCACACACGUUUCUCCACAUAUACCACGCUCUGUACGUGUUAGUGACUAGUGAUUAGUGAAGGACUGAAGGUGAUAUUGAGUUCAUAAUCCAUGAAUGAGAUAGUUAAUGUUAUUAAACCUUUUUCCAUGAUUUAUAGUUUGGGUCUUGCUCCAUUGGUAUCAGAAGAGCUUUAUCUAGAUAUUUGAAUUUGUUCUCUAAAAAACAAAUUAAAGGUCUCUACAUUGAUUUUGCCCAUUGGUUUCGGUGAGUUAGUGUCACCAUCAAGGUUGAAGGACUUCUAUACGAGGGUGCACAAAGUAACAUUUUGAAGGAUUUUGCCAAGGAUCCGUAGAAAAGUAGAAGCAACACGGGACAUGCUAGGUGCACCCAGUUGCUGGUGCACCUAGCAAUUUUAUGAAAUGACAAAAUUGCCCUUAAGUUAAAAUUUAAAAAGAAAACGCGAUGUCCCUUGUUUUUUCUUUCACUCCUUUCUGCCUUCUUUCUUCUUGUCUUCGUUUCUUCUUCCUCCGUGCCUGCCAUCUGCCAUUGUUGCGUUGCUGCGAAGCUUCCCUGGUGCCGUUGCUACGUUUCUGCCGUCGAGAUCAUGGUUAGAACACGAGGUUUAGGUCAUGCUUUAGCUAGGGUUACAGGUAGAGGUAGACAUGAUGAGCAUGAUGCAGUCAAUGUUCCCCAGAGGCAUAGGCCUACUGCAUCAGCCCGUAGGCAACGAGUACAUAUUACGGUUGAUGAGGGUGUUCCUCAGGUGACUGAGGAUGUCCCUCAUAUGGUUGACGAUGUUGCUCAGAGGAGUGAAGAUGUGCCUCAGAUGACCGCGAACGUAGAUUCGACUGUUGCAGAGGACUUAGGACGUGAUGGUGCUGAGGGGUCACAUGCUGAUGAGGGAUUCCCUGGUGGGCCCCGUGACCCAUCAGUUCUGACUUCAUUUGCGAAGCAUGUCGCACAUGCCAUUUGGACUGGACAGGAGCAUCCUGAGCUGAAGUUGGUGUCGCACGGGAGGAAGGUGACGUUAAUUGGGAGGCCAGUGCCUGUGAUUGAAGGGUUGGUUGUCGCCACAGGAUUAAGUCCAUUGAUCGAGUGUUCAGUUGUAACCGGCGAUCCUGGACUUAUAUCCGCAUUUGUGGAGAGGUGGCACAGGGAGACCAGCACCUUCUACCUUCCAGUAGGAGAGUUGACGAUCACACUAGAUGAUGUGUCGUCACUCCUCCAUCUCCCUAUCAGUGGCGUCUUCCAUAGCUUCGAGACUCUUUUCGUGGACGGGGCGAUAUUUUUGUUGAUGGAGUUGCUCAGGUGUCUGGUGAGGAGGCUAGAGCCGAGACAGUAUGAGCGCGCGGGGCAUAUAUACGCCUCUCAUGGGUUCGGGAGAUCUAUGAGAUGAGAUGCCAGGCACGACGAUGGAUUGUAGCAGCUCAUGCUUAUCUCCCGCACCUGGUCGGUUGCACUCUUUUUUCUAACAAGAGUGCAACAAAUGUUCACGUGGUGCAUCUAGAGGCUUUUUGCGACUUGGGUCAGAGUGGGGGCUAUGCCUGGGGAGCUGCGGCCCUGGUUCAUAUGUAUGACCAGUUAAAUAAAGCUUCUAGGACCACAACACGGAAAAUUGAGGGGUACCUUACUUUAUUACAGUGCUGGAUCUAUGAGCAUUUUCCGAGUGUGCAUCAAUGUGUCACCGAUGAUGCCUAUGAGGAGAUGUCCCCUCGUGCCUCCCGGUGGCUGACGAUGAAGGCUCAUAUGAAGGGAAUUACAGGAGCACCGUACCGGGCAUGUUGUUAUGCUUUGACUGUCACAGACGUGUGUUGGUUGCCUUACAGUGACCAUCGAGGGGUUAGGGGGUUUGAGCUAAUUUCAUCGUUCCAUGGUCAGCUGAGAUGGGGUCCUACGGUGGUCACAGUUCGACCGGAGAGGGUGCUAUGCUAGUGUGGGUACAUUUAGAGGAUCCCUCCGCCGCCUGUUAGUGCUUCGUUGUCAUAUGAUGAUAUAGAUGACAGAUGGAUGCAUUCCUCGGACCACGUAGUAGUUGUGGGUGACCUUUGUGUAGUGCCUGGGCAGGUAUCUGCGGAUUACAUGGAGUGGUUUUUCAGAUAUCUCACCCAUUCAUGAUACUUACCCAGGCAGGUGACCAGCCCAGACAUGCACCUGGCCCAGACCAUGAGGACUACAUGCAGCCGGACAUCCCACAGGUUCCAGUGGCAUUUGACCCCCUUCGACAUGCAGUGGAUGAUUACGAAGGCUAUGAGACGAUUGCAGAAAGGUUGGAGCGUGUGCUCAACCUUAGGAUGGUCACUACAGGGACAGAGUUACAUGAUAUCAUGUAAGAUUGCAUGAGGAUUGCCAGCGCAGAUGGAAGUGUUAGGGCUCGACAAAGACGGCGCACAGAGCAUUGAUGAUGUUUUUUAUGUUUUGUAGUUGACAUCAUUUUUUGUAUUUGUUACACUUUUUUGUUUAAUAUAGUUUACUUUACUUUUUUUGCACUCUAUAUGGCACACU